Aspergillus sclerotioniger CBS 115572 is the source of this 3008-nucleotide messenger RNA. RefSeq lists its product as uncharacterized. Bases 257 to 2617 code for a protein of 786 amino acids. The record is from RefSeq and is a predicted model, not a curated record. The transcript has 3 exons. NCBI's taxonomy places the organism in Eukaryota, Fungi, Ascomycota, Eurotiomycetes, Eurotiales, Aspergillaceae.
UCCCCCAACGAGUGCUCCUGGAUCUUGACCGAUCGAAGCUCCCUCCGCCUUUUGCCUUGCCACUGGCAAGUGGUUUCGCUCCCUGCCUCUCAUCCCUACCCCCCUGUCGCAGCCUGUCCUGAUCCUCUCUCUGUCUUCCUUUCCUGUCCCGCGAUAGAUUAACUCCACCUUUUCUCAUCCUUGGACUGGCAGCGACCAAUGAGAACGACGUAACGGCAUCCCGAUAGCCUCCCACACACCCACCCCAGCCAUCCCCAUGGCGCGACGUUACCAGAUCGAUGAGCUGCUAUGGCUGCGCUCAUCGCCUCUGGCUACAAGGCCUGCCAAUCUACCGGCAAAUGAAGAAUGGAUGGGCCCAAUCCCUGACCCAGCUACCCAACGAAAAACAACCAACCCUCGAGACCCCAAUAACCCACAUGAGACGACGCCUAGAAGGCCCAGCAUCUUCGAAACUCGUCAUAUAUCCCGUGGAUCGGCUUCAGAGGACAUCAUUCUCGGACCCCCCAAGACCGCUUUUGCUUCGGCCUCUCGCAUACCCGGUAAAGGAUCGAUAGAUGCCACAGAACGAUCGUCCAGGCCAAACGAUCAGGACGAUUCGAAGAAUGACCGAUUCAACUUGCGGGAGAAGUUCUUCAAAGAGCGGGAGUCUGGUGAUCGUGACUUUGACCGACGAGAUGCUAAGCUAGGAACAUUUAACAACCGGCGUGGGGACCGAGAAGACUGGAACAGCGGACGCCCCCGUCGCACUUUCGGCCAAGAAGAGCAAGAAAGAAAGCCCAGACGCAACGGAGAGUUCGAUCGGUGGGAAGCAACCCGCGAUCAGCGUGACCCCAACAACAAUGACCGGGGCGCGAGAGAUAAGGAUGCGCGAUUCUUCCCGCGGAAGGAUGGCACACCCGGACGUGCGAGACAUGAGGGAAGUUGGUUCCGUGAUGAUAAUGUUCACGAUGCGCCUGAGGCGGACGAGGAGAAGACUCCGGUACGAAACCGAGAAUGGCGCCGAGAUCGGCACGGUGCAGAUCGUGACUGGACUCGGGGAGCCAAGUUUGAACAGGAUCCCGAGUGGUUGGACUCGACCGAUAAAGAUGAGCCCCGGCGGGUGCACACACAAGAAGACUUUGAGCGCUGGAAAGAAAGAAUGAAGGCUGGCUCUUCCCAGGCUCAGACCGAGGAAAAGGAAGUUCCCGUGGAGACAGCCGCUGUACCUGCGCAGAAGCCAGAGCCUCGGCCUACCGAUGGUGAGAUAUUCAGCAGCAAUGGCACCCCGUUUGCGUCGGAUUCUGCCAUGGAGCGCUUCUUCGGAUUGCUCGGGGACUCCAAGCCACCCCCGCCCCCUCAGGUGCCCCAGGUGCCCCAGGAGGUCAGCGCUCCUCCUAUGGUGGAACCGACGAUCAAGAAAGAACAGCUUCCGGGAAAACCUGGGAAGUCCUCGCGCUUUGCUGGUCUAUUCUCACCACCCCCCGGAAGCCCUGCCAAGGAACCGGAAUAUCAAUAUCAACCGGAGACGAAGUCAUCGCCUUCCAUCCACGCUGUCAAUACCGACGCGGAUCAGGAAGGGUUCCAACGUAUCCUGCAGAUGCUUGGUGGAGGAAGGUCGCGCAACGCUACGCCCCACAAUGAUCCUAUGCCAACCAACCGACCUCCUUCUCAGGUGCAAGCAGAACAAAUCCGGAGCGCCGUGUCAUCCCCGGCCCGAGAUCAAAUCAAGCGGCAGGAGUACUUGGCCAUGCAGGAGACAGUUUCCCGGACCGCUGCCGGCCCUCCCUUCAAGGAAAACCCGUACAUUCAGGAAACCCAGGCUCGAGACAGGGAACAUCUCCUGCGACUGAUGCAGCAGGUUCGAGUUACUCCUGUUGCCAACCCAGGUAUCCAAAGCCAGCCACAGAGCGCUGGCCCUGUUGGCCCGGCUCCCAGUUUAUUGAGCAUGCCAGAAGUGCUGUCUCCCCCUCCAGGCAUCCCCUCUGCUCAAAAGGGCCCCAACUUCCUGGAUGACCCAGCGAUUGCCAACAUGCAGAGACCUGACGCCGAUCAUCUUCGUCGCAGGCCCGCAAAUGGACCGCCCAUGGGAUAUUUCGAAGAUAUGCCGUUUCCCCAGGGCAGCCACCUCCCCAUUACGCCCGGCGGAACCAGGGGUCCUCAGGGUCAAGCCCACCCUGCCAUGGCUAUGCAGAGACCUCCAGGCUUCGAGCACAUGCCUCCUCCCGGAUGGCCAGGCCCCCAACUUCCACCACAGCAAGCUGCUGGACCGGGGCCUUUGGCUCCUCCCCCGGGUAUUCCGACACCUACGCGCGGGGUCAACCCAAGCUAUAUGUCGAACAUGAUGCCCAUGCAUGCUACUGCCCCACCCCUCGGCGAGCGCGAACCCUUCCCACGUCCUCCCCCUCCCGGCAUGAUGCCUCCUCCGGGCUACAUGAACGGCCCUCCGCCAUCUGGCUUCCCACCCAUGCCACCCAACGGAGAAGCUCUUAUGGGGCUUGCUCACCGUGGACAGGGUCCCUUCGAUGGCAACCCCGGACCACAAGUGCCUCCCCCUUCUUCCCGGCACCUGUUGGAUAUGUUCGGCCAGGUUGGCGGUGACGCCAGAGGCGGCAUGAUCGGGCCUGGACAGUUCCGGUAGGGAGGGAGCCAGUGCGGGGUGGUUAGUACAGGAUCCUGGGAAAGAAGACGACCUGAGGAGAAUGCAGCAGCAGAUGAAAUAAUUCUUUGAUCUUCUCCUACUUAUGUCUUUGUUACGCCCGAUCAAUACACCUUCUAAUCUUCUUGUAUCUGGUUCAUCUACUCGUGAUUGUUUGGUGCAUGACAAAGGCAGGGUUGAUGAAUUCCUGGACAGGCCUGGCCAUCGGCAGUGGCUAUGGCAGAUUGAGGAGACUGGAUCACAGCCAGGUUGAAAUGGAACUGGAUGUACAACAACCCCGGGGGAUUGGAUAAAGGAGAGCAAUGGGCAGAUCGAGGAUCUCCGGAUAUUGAUCUCCCGUCAUGAUGAUGGCAGCAUGAGUACCUAGCUUGUC